Molecule: messenger RNA, 2571 nt
Organism: Torulaspora globosa
Lineage: Eukaryota; Fungi; Ascomycota; Saccharomycetes; Saccharomycetales; Saccharomycetaceae
Gene: VAC14
Product: Vac14p
Exons: 2
Coding region: 1-2571 (856 amino acids)
Biological process (GO): phosphatidylinositol biosynthetic process; positive regulation of kinase activity
Cellular component (GO): PAS complex; fungal-type vacuole membrane; endosome membrane
Source: RefSeq, a predicted model, not a curated record
AUGGAUAGGUCUAUUGCAAAGGGUCUCGGGGACAAGCUUUAUGAGAAGAGGAAAUCUACGGCUCUGGAGCUUGAGAAGCUAGUAAAGCAGUGUGUCGCAGAAGGCGACUAUGCUAGGAUCGACAAGAUUAUCGACGAGUUGUGUAGAGACUACGCGUAUGCUUUACAUCAGCCUAUGGCUAGAAAUGCGGGAUUGAUGGGAUUGGCAGCUGCGGCGAUCGCUCUGGGUACUAACGAUGUCGGGAACUACUUGAACCACAUUCUUCCGCCUGUUCUGGCCUGUUUUGGGGACCAAAAUGAUCAGGUAAGGUUCUACGCCUGCGAAAGUCUGUACAAUAUUGCCAAGAUCGCCAAAGGCGAAAUACUCGUAUACUUCAACGAGGUGUUUGAUGUGCUUUGUAAGGUUAGUGCAGACACGGAAAACUCGGUGAGAGGCGCUGCCGAGCUUUUGGAUCGUCUAAUCAAGGAUAUUGUGGCAGAAACCGCUUCCAGUUACAUCAGUGUGGUUCAUAGUAGCGCUAGAGACGUUCCGCCGCGUGUUAAAACAGAUCUGGCCACCGGAGAUGUUUACCAGGGAGAUUAUGAGCAGGAUAGCACUUUGGCGUUCUCCCUACCGAAAUUCAUACCGCUUUUGACGGAACGAAUUUACACAAUUAAUCCGGACACCAGAGUUUUCUUGGUUGAUUGGCUUAAGGUGCUCUUGAGUACACCUGGUCUGGAGUUGAUCGCCUUCUUACCGUCAUUCCUUGGUGGCCUUUUUACGUUCCUGGGCGAUUCUCAUAAGGAUGUUCGGACGGUUACACAUGCGCUAUUGGAUCUAUUGCUCCAUGAGGUGGAUAGGAUCUCCAAGCUGCAAUCAGAUUUGAGAAGGAAAGAGGCAGAACGACAAAAGGCCAUCGAGGAUAAAGCGGAAGGCUCCUCUAAAAAGGUGGAUGGGAUUCUGAUUGCAGAAAAAAAGAAGUCAUUGAUGAGUGCCCUGGGAAAGCUAUCAGUGGAGAAUAAUGAGCAUCCUGUGGAAACAACUCGGCAGCAAGAAGAGGCAAGGCCACAGCUGGCAGAAGAUCAGAAUUUGAGCCUCGAAAGUGCCGCUGCAUCAUCGCUUGCGCAUCUUGAUGGGGAGGACUACAUACCAGGACAGGAUAUUCGUCUGGAUUUCCCGGAGAUAAUUGAGAUUUUAGUCAACAAUUUGGCAUCCUCAGAAGCUGAAAUCCAAUUGGUCGCUUUACGCUGGAUUCGAGCUAUCUUGGCGCUUUCUCCUGAUGAUUUCGUUCCAUUUUUUUCUAAAAUUUUGUCAUUGCUGUUAAAGUUGCUCAGCGAUCAGGAUCCUCGUAUCAGUGAAAGCGCCCAGAUUGUUAACCAACAACUCAUCGAGCUUUGUAGCGAAUAUGAUCACUUGAAGGACCCUACGGCUAUAUCAUAUGGCUCUAUUGUUAACAGCAUGACACUACAGUUUUUCGAAAGCAAGGUAGAUGCAAGAAUAGCGUGCUUAGAUUGGCUUCUGCUCAUUUACAAGAAAGCGCCAAGUCAAAUUCUGGAGCACAAUGACAGCAUGUUUUUGACUCUGCUUAAAUCUUUGUCUGACAAAGAUGGCAGAUUAAUAGAAAAGGCUUUGGCUCUUCUUUCCAGCCUAUGUUCUGAUUCAAACGAUAACUAUAUCAAGAAAUUCUUACAGGACCUUUUGACUUUGUUCAACAGAGAUACAAGACUCCUGAAAGCGAGAGCAAAUUUUAUAAUGAGACAGCUAUGCGCCCGAUUGAGUCCAGAGAGAAUUUAUAGGGUGAUAUCGCCCUUACUCGAUUCGUGUGAUGGUCGCGUCUUUGUGCGUAUGAUGAUUCAGAUUCUUAGUACGAAUCUUGUCACAGCGCCUGAGGUGGAGCCCCUACGAAGAAAAUUGAGAAACGGUGACGAUGGAAUGUUCUUCAAUACAUUGUUCAGAUCAUGGUGCCCGAAUGCCAUCUCUGUUAUAUCUUUAUGCCUAGUGUCUGAGAAUUAUGAAAUGGCAUAUUCUGUUUUGCAAGCUUAUGUUAACUAUGAAUUGUCAUUGAAUGACUUGAUACAGCUGGAUAUUCUGGUUCAAUUAUUAGAAUCUCCAGUUUUUACUCGAUUACGUCUACAGCUGUUGGAACAACAGCGAUACCCUUUCCUUCACAAAUCCUUAUAUGGCAUUCUAAUGAUUUUGCCUCAAUCCAAAGCCUUCGAUAUGUUAAACAGGAGACUGAAUAGUGUGAACAGCUGGGCUUGGCAGCCUUCCUACGAAAAGCCCGUAUAUCAGCAGAGAAAUUCUUCGCAGGUCAGUGUGAGCUGCACGAUGGACUCUGAAGCGUCCCAAUACUCAAUCAAUCAACGGACGAACAAUCGCGAGCUUUUGAAGCACUUCAAUGAAGCUUGUUCUGCUAAUCGUUCCAUGCCCAAUGAUGACGAAACGUAUGAGACCAAAUUACCAUUUCUUGUGGAUUCCUCCGUCAAAGCUUCUCCGUCUCCGAGAGCAGCGUCGUCUGACAGUGGAUCGGUAAUCCAUAGGAACAGUGGACCUAAAAGGAAAUCAGGUGGAGAUAAAUCCUUGACACCAUGA